Messenger RNA from Ahaetulla prasina, 2231 nucleotides. RefSeq names its product cleavage and polyadenylation specific factor 3 (gene CPSF3). Gene Ontology annotation, molecular function: 5'-3' exonuclease activity; RNA endonuclease activity; RNA binding. Gene Ontology annotation, cellular component: mRNA cleavage and polyadenylation specificity factor complex. The coding region runs from base 133 to 2211 and encodes 692 amino acids. Gene Ontology annotation, biological process: mRNA 3'-end processing by stem-loop binding and cleavage. NCBI's taxonomy places the organism in Eukaryota, Metazoa, Chordata, Lepidosauria, Squamata, Colubridae. The transcript is spliced from 18 exons. The record is from RefSeq and is a predicted model, not a curated record.
UAGGGCAUGUGUGUGUGUGAGAGAAAGAGAGAAAAAGAGAGAGUGAGAGAGAGGCGUGGGGGAGGGGUGUUUAAGUGAUGUACACCUGCCGAUGAAAGACAAGCGGAGUCCCUUCCCUUCCUCCUGCUAAAGAUGUCGGCGAGGAGGAGAACCGAAGCCUUCGUCCCGGCUGAAGAGAGCGACCAGCUGCUGAUUCGGCCCUUAGGUGCUGGGCAAGAAGUAGGAAGAUCAUGUAUUGUUUUGGAAUUUAAAGGAAGGAAGAUAAUGCUUGACUGUGGAAUCCACCCUGGCUUAGAAGGAAUGGAUGCUCUUCCUUAUAUUGAUCUUAUAGAUCCAGCAGAAACUGAUCUCCUUCUGAUAAGUCAUUUCCAUUUGGAUCACUGUGGGGCAUUGCCAUGGUUUCUGCAAAAAACCAGCUUUAAAGGAAGAACUUUCAUGACCCAUGCUACAAAAGCAAUUUAUAGAUGGCUGCUCUCAGAUUAUGUCAAAGUCAGCAAUAUCUCUGCAGAUGAUAUGCUGUACACAGAAACCGACCUCGAAGAAAGCAUGGAGAAAAUUGAAACAAUAAACUUUCAUGAAGUAAAAGAAGUGGCUGGCAUCAAAUUCUGGUGUUACCAUGCUGGACAUGUUCUGGGAGCAGCCAUGUUUAUGAUUGAAAUAGCUGGAGUGAAGCUUUUAUACACUGGUGACUUCUCAAGACAGGAAGACAGGCAUUUGAUGGCAGCUGAGAUUCCCAAUAUUAAGCCUGAUAUUCUGAUCAUUGAAUCAACAUAUGGUACUCACAUCCAUGAGAAGCGGGAGGAGCGAGAGGCUCGAUUCUGUAACACUGUACACGAUAUUGUAAACAGGGGAGGACGAGGCCUCAUUCCUGUGUUUGCUUUGGGAAGAGCUCAAGAAUUGCUUUUGAUUUUGGAUGAAUACUGGCAAAAUCACCCUGAACUACAUGAGAUACCUAUAUACUACGCUUCUUCCCUGGCAAAGAAGUGCAUGGCAGUGUAUCAGACCUACGUCAAUGCCAUGAAUGAUAAAAUCCGCAAGCAAAUCAAUAUCAACAACCCGUUCGUAUUCAAGCACAUUAGUAAUCUGAAGAGCAUGGAUCAUUUUGACGACAUUGGUCCCAGUGUGGUAAUGGCGUCCCCUGGUAUGAUGCAGAGUGGCUUAUCUAGAGAAUUAUUUGAGAGCUGGUGCACUGACAAAAGAAAUGGAGUCAUCAUAGCAGGUUAUUGUGUGGAAGGAACACUUGCCAAGCAUAUCAUGUCUGAGCCUGAAGAAAUUACAACAAUGUCAGGACAGAAACUACCACUGAAGAUGUCUGUGGAUUACAUUUCUUUCUCUGCUCAUACAGAUUACCAGCAAACCAGCGAGUUUAUUCGGGCACUCAAGCCCCCCCACGUGAUAUUGGUGCAUGGUGAGCAGAAUGAAAUGGCCAGACUGAAAGCUGCCUUAAUACGUGAAUACGAAGAUAAUGAUGAAGUUCACAUAGAAGUCCACAAUCCUAGAAAUACUGAAGCUGUGACUCUAAACUUCAGAGGAGAAAAACUAGCCAAGGUAAUGGGUUCUCUAGCUGAUAAGAAACCAGAACAGGGACAGCGAGUUUCAGGAAUACUAGUUAAAAGAAACUUUAACUACCAUAUUCUUUCUCCUUGUGAUCUGUCUAAUUACACAGAUCUUGCCAUGAGCACUGUGACACAGACACAAGCUAUUCCGUACACAGGCACAUUCAGUCUGCUUCAUUACCAUCUGCAAAAAUUAACAGGUGACAUAAAAGAAAUAGAGGUCCAGGAUAAGCCAGCUUUGAAAGUUUUUAAAAACAUUACUGUGGUCCAAGAACCAGGCAUGGUGGUGCUUGAAUGGGUAGCAAAUCCUGCCAAUGAUAUGUAUGCAGAUACUGUAACAACAGUGAUUCUAGAAAUUCAAUCAAAUCCCAAAGUUCAUAAAGCGAUGAUGCGUAAAAUUCCAAAAAAAGAAGAAAUAGAAGAUUAUAACAAAAAAAUGGAAAUUAUGCUUCAGGACAUAUUUGGAGAAGACUGUGUAAGUUCAAAGAAGGAUAAUGUGCUCAGCAUCACUGUGGAUGGAAAAACAGCAAAUCUCUCCUUGGAUACAAGGACUGUUGAUCAUGAACCAGGAUGUGAAGAUGAUGAUGAAACUCUUCGGGAAAUGGUUGAGCUAGCUGCGCAGCGGCUUUAUGAUGCUAUCACUCCUAUACAAUAAACUAAUAGAUUUUGUAUAUA